This is a messenger RNA of Siniperca chuatsi (mandarin fish), 5482 nucleotides long. RefSeq lists its product as uncharacterized. The transcript has 3 exons. Lineage: Eukaryota; Metazoa; Chordata; Actinopteri; Centrarchiformes; Sinipercidae. The record is from RefSeq and is a predicted model, not a curated record. The coding region runs from base 4360 to 4896 and encodes 178 amino acids.
UGAUUAAGCCACAACCUUCUAGCCAGCUGUUAUUUCCUUCUCAGUACAACAUGGUUACAAUGUAAUGGCUCUAAAUGGAAGUAGAUCAAUGAGGCUUAUAAAAUCAGACUUCUGACUUACAAUUUAAUAAUUCAAACUUUUUUCAUUUUGAUUUAAAAUGUAAUAAUUCUACACAAAUUUGUACUAAUGUUGGUGGAACUGCUAACAACUCAGACAUCCGAAACAUGGAAGUGUCACCGGACACAGCCAAACUGGCUUUUUUAUAUUAUCAUCAGUUUUUAUUUCUGUAGCUAGUAACUAUAUCUUUCCAAAAAAUAUAGUUUAGUAAAAAGUGAAUUAUUUCCCUUUUGAAUUGUAGUGCAGUAGAAGUAUAAAGUAGCAUAAAAUGGAAAUAUUCAAGUAAUAAGAACCUAAAAAACUACUUAAUAAAUACAGUACUUGAGUAAAUGUACUUAGUUACUUAAGAUUAUGUUUUGGGGCGAUUUGCCUUUAUUUGAUAGGAACAGCUGAAGAGAGACAGCUUCAUCAGCUGCCACGUUGUGGUUGGGUGAGGAUUUUACUGGUAAUCCUCCUCUCACUCUAUCGCAGCUUGACCUCUGCUAUUCAUAUUAACUUGUGCCAUUAUCAAACGUUCAAUAGAGGAGAAGAUGGGAAUCAAGGCUUUGGUUACUGAAAAUAGCACAAAAGCUGAUAUGACUGACAAGGCGUUUUGUUGCCUCAGAUGAAAACAAAAGGGUGGCGGGAACACAAAUACUAAAAGGUUUUUAUAGCUGAUUCUUGAAGUAUGAACAAUGAAAUGACGAGCAUGUGCAAAACUCAUUUGUCUGUCAGUCAAACAGAAGAUAAAACACUAGAAAUGGAAAGGAAUAACUCAAUAAUACUGGUGUAGGGCUCAUGUGAAAAUAACUUAUUUGAAAACACAAAUCAGAAUUUGUAAAGAAACCUGUAGAUAAACGAGACGCUCAAACCAUCAAACUUAGUCAGAGCACGUGGGCUUAAUCUGAAAAUUUGUAUAGAGCAGAUGACGAAUGAUUGCGCUUUACGUUGACAUUACAUAAUCCUCCAUGAGGGGUCACAAAUGUCAAUGUGUCCUCCCCUGGGACACUCCGGUUCAUAGCAUCCUGUCCUUCACAAGGAUACCACACGAAGAAGCACCACAGCCCACUGACUUCACUGCUAAAUAGAAAAAUCGACUCCAAACUAAGGGGAGUUUUGUACGUUUAAAGCCUGUUUCAAUCAGCAGCUUUUGUUUUUAUUUGCUCUAAGAACUAGUGUUUGGACAGCAACAGUCCAUGCAUUAUCCUGUGCCAUUUGUCUUUAUUAAUACAUGCAUAUAAAAGUAUUCACCCCCUUUAAGAGGACAUAAAUUAGCACUGGUGCAGCCAAUUGGUUAAAUGGGCAUAAACACAGCUGUGUAUGGAAGAUCCAGCUUUUGGUGAGUCAGUAUUGUGGCAAAACCUCCACCACGGAGACAAAAGAACACUCCAAUCUCUUGGAGUCCAGUUAAAUCAAGUUAGGGUGUAAGAAGGAGGCUAGUGCAGGAGACCCUCACCCAGAGACCUGUGACAAAUCUGAAGGAGUUCCAAGCUUCAGAGGCUCUUGUGAGGGUAGAGGUUCAAAUAAAUACAGGGGAAACCUGAUGCAGUCUGCAAGAAACCUACGACUCGGGAGAAGAUUUGUUCUUCAGCGAGACAUUGAGCUCGUGCGAAUGACUGCAAAACAUCACUGUCAGUGUCCUGGAGUGGCCUCGACAAGAGUCCAGAUCUCAAUCCAGCGGCCCCUUUUAAGUGGAGGGAAUUAAAGAACCGGCAAAUCCCUGGCUGUACAUGAUGCCCAGGCGUGUUGGCCCAUGGCACUUACAUAAGAAAAUUGCUUAUUAUUAUCUUAUUAUUUUUUUUGGACCAAUGGCAUUCAUCUUUCAGGUAUGUGCAGAUGUGACUCACUGUGACUAACUGUACCCUGAAUGGACUGUGUGAUCCUGUGUCCUGUCUGUCGGGGACGAUGGAGGCUGGCACGAUGGUUCCCUUGUGAUACAAAAUGACCUGAAAUGUGGAAAGAAAGAGGGCUGCUGUCUCCUGGUGUCUCUCUCGUAUUCUGUCAUCCAGACAUUAGCAAACAGCUAUGGCAGUCUAAUAAUCAGAUCAUUAGGAUGCUUUUCAUCUCAAAUAAUCAUCUGGACUAUAACCUCAGUGAGUUGGAAGCUCUGUCAAAAUGAGUCGUUCUUGUGAUUGGACUUUUAGGAUCUUUUAAAGCACUUAACAGGGACAAACAUGCUAAUCCUCUAACUACACCAAAAUACAAAAUUAUGAUUUAUGAUUUGGGAUUUGUGGGUAUGAGUGGUGCAACCUUUGUGGGAUAGGACAUCUUCAAUUCAAAUUGAGGACUUAAAGGAUGCUGGGUGCGGUGGCAGGGUGGCUCAGUGGUUAGUACUGUAACCUCACAGCAAGAAGGUUCUGGGCUGUUCCUGGUCUUUCUACUGUCCAAAGACAUGCAACAUAAAUUAGAAACUCUAAAUUGUCCAUAGGUGACAGCGUGAACACGGUUGUCAGACUUUAGACCAUUAUCUGGGAUUUGGAUGAUUGUAAUAAAACUUGAAUGGUGUCAUUUCCUGGUCUUAAAGGGCUGCAUUACAACUGACUGAUUAUUAUCUGAAUUUAACUGUUUUAUUUGAGCUGAACAAAUACUGAAGACCAUCCUGUUUGGUUACCAUAUCUUCAAUGCAAGUGUUUCUCAAAGUAACGCAUUUGGAUGGAUAGAGUAGGGUUUGAACCUGCUUAGUACACAUUGACCAGGAAGGUGUGACUGAUAUGUCCCCGCCUGCCCAGGUGCUAUAAGGAUGAUCUUAUUCCGAAUAGACUGCCAUUAUAAAAGAGACGUCUAAUAAAUGUGUUAUUUUUGACAAUUAUUACUUUGUGUAGUAUGAAUUUAAAUCCAUGCAGGUUUUAUAUUUGCAAAACUUUCCCAGAGCCCAGAAGAGGUAUUUCUAUGUGAAGUCAUCCCAAUGUAAAGUCUAUGUGCCAGCAGGACCAAGGAGGCGGGGCCAGAGGGAGAGACACUAACGCACAUGUGCAGUGGGCCUCACAACGCAGAAACAAAACAGGAAGCUAGAAAACUUUUUUGGUGAGCAAUUUUCAGGGCCCUAUAGCAUGUGGGCCCCACCUCCUACUUUGGAUCAGGCCCCGCCCCCUCAGCACGCCACGCCCCCAGCGGUGAUAUCAUGGUGUACUGACCACCCUGGAGUACACUGCUACAUCACUGCAUCAAGGUGGAAAGUUAAAGGUACCCUAUGGAGUUGUUGACCACUAGUAGUGCUGUGGAGCGCUAUUUUUACAAUUUUUCACGCUUUUGCACUGAUUGACAGCUGGUGAUGAUAAGGUGCCAACAAACGUAGCAAUACGCUAACAAAGGCAAGAAAGACUGGUAGAUGUAGACAAUACAGGAUUUAAAAGAGGCUAUAUAAAAACUGGCUUGGCUAAUGUUUUAUGAGGAAGGAAAUGCAUUCAACACGUUUUUUUUUUUGUUUUUUUUUUAGGCCUCAUGGAUGUACACACAAUGUAAACAUCACUUUUGUUUGUUUACAAGAAAACUCCACAGGGCACCUUUAAACCCGCUGCUGUUAAGUUGCUCUACAUGGGUCUUAAAGGUCAGAAAUGUAUUAUUUCAGCGGGUUCCCACUGCGUGUGAGACAGGUUGUCCCCUUCACUGCCAGGUAUUUCAAUUUAUUGUGUUAUCCCUGAGGCAGUGAGGCCAUACUAUAGUUUGUGGUGUGGUUACACUAGACUGCAUUGUAAAGUAGUGCGUUAUAACUCUCCCCUCAUCCACACUCCAGCACCCCUUACAUCAGGGAAACUCUAAACAACUUGGAUCAGCGCAAAUAGCUCUCUACGCAUAGGAAAGCGCUUGAUUGAUUUCCUACGAGACGACUUCUCGGUAUCUUGAAGGAAUUAAGGGCACAACGACAGCGGCAUGUAAGCCUGUGUCACAGGACAUGUGGACAGAGUCGCAGCGGAGUCAGAUGGGCGGACCUGACGGUUUACAACUGCUGGCAGAGGGCGCGCUUCAUUUCAGCACCAAGGACAGAGAGGGAGGCAGCAGCUCCUGAACGCCUCACAUAAGGACCCGAACAACAACGCUGCAACGCGCGAACUUGUGGGAUUCAGUUAACCAAGAAGAAUUAUUCACCCGCACACAUGUUUGGAUGAAUUUGGAGCUUCAAAAACAGUAACUCGUUUUUUUUGGGUUUUUUUUUUUUGCGUGACUGCUUCAUGUAAGGAACAUCAAUUCUCACGUCUGGAGGAAGGUCCAGUUUUAUGUGAGGAGGAAGAAGCCAAAAGGGGGAGUCAUUCAUCAUCAUCAGUCAUGAAUGGUUAUAAUUUCACCGGCUUGAACUCCACUGAUGAAGCACACGCUUACCCGUAUGCAAUGUCAUCAGACGACCCUCUGUACAGGCAGUACAAGCACCCAGUGAAGGACCUCAUCCCUUUGCCAAAGGCGGUGGUGUACCUGCUCAUGGCUGCCCUGGUAGUUGUUGGAGUUGCCUAUGCUAUUGUUGGACAUCUCAUCAAGGAUCUGGCUAUUGACAUAGCAGACUGUAUGUUGGGUCCACCUGGUGAUGAAGAGAAGGACAAGGACAUCGACCCGCAGGGCAUGGCCUCCAGCCAUCCUCCUCCAGCGCAUCCAUUUACCCACAAUGCCUUCCAUGUGUGGGACCAGGACGACGUGGUCAUCCCUCUGCCCCAAGACGAAAGCCCCCAGGCCAGCCCGGUGCUGCUGGCUGCCAUCCCCUACAUCCCCUCGUUCUUCCCACACUCACACAGCCCAACGAGUCACAGCUCUCUGACUUUCUCCGCCAGCCCAGGGCCAACCAGGGAGAUCAGCAUCCCGAGGGAGAUCUGAUCUUUCACAAGCACCAUGAUCAUGAACAGCCUUGACGACUAGCAGCCAAGUGUUGGAACCCCAGCACACGUAAAAACCCCAUCUCAUGUUCCCCAGACGUACAGUGACACCGGGAAAUCGAAUGCAGUGACUACACCCCUUCUCUGUUACAUUUGAAAUGAUUUCUCCGAAUUAUGCACCGUGACUCUUGUCUCUCUCACACGUCAUAUCAACAGAAAAGUCAAAGCAAACACCCUGAGAUGGGGAACCCAAGGACAAAAGGGAUUACUGGAGAAGAUCACUGGAUAUUGUCUCUGUGUGCCUGAGCUUCAGAGAGAAGCAAUUAGACAUGUUAGAUUACGUUUAACAGACACUACAUGUUGGUACACGCUGUCAUGGGUACAGAACGUCCUACUGUCUGAUUUCUUUGUGGAUGAAAUGUAAGAGUAUGUUCAGUGUGAGUGACUUGUUUGUACUGGCGGCACGAGAUUGAAAGAUUAUGUAUCUGUUGUGCCAAUAUCAUCCACCUGUACAACAAGAGAUUAGCCAGUGACAAGAGCUCACAGGUUUACAUAUUUUAGUAUAAAGUGUGUCUGUCACCCUUUUA